AUGCACUUCACAGCCUUCCAACUCGCGCUGGCCGCCGCCCUCUUCUCAACGGCAACUAUCGCGGCGCCGGCGCCCAUGUCCUUCAUCCCCACCAAAGUCAGCAUCGUCGAGCCGGGCAAGGCGUUCCAGCCCCGAGCUCCGGUGCCUGCUCCCGAGGCUACGGGUGGAGCAGCAGGUGAUCUCUCCUCCCUCCUAGGCGGCCAGACAGGCGGGACAGCCAGCGACACAGGCGGCCUGGACCAACUCCUAGGCGGUCUCACCGGUGGGACCGCAGCAGGAGACGCAACACCCACAGGCGGUCUGGACCAGCUCCUCGGCAGCCUUACCGGUGGCGGUGCCGCGGCAGCGACACCUACUGGGAAUGCUGCGGCGGGAGGCGCAGAUGGGUUGAGCCAGUUGCUUGGUGGUUUGGGUGGAGCAAGACGGAAUCGUCGACAAGUGCCUGCUGUGUCGGCGGUAACGGAUGAUGAGGAGGAAGAUGAAGAGGCGUUUACGCCUGCUGUUCCUGGAGCUCCUGCUGCAACUACAGAGCGGGAGGAUGACGACUAA
Messenger RNA from Pseudomassariella vexata, 549 nucleotides. RefSeq lists its product as uncharacterized. The coding region runs from base 1 to 549 and encodes 182 amino acids. The transcript is spliced from 3 exons. The record is from RefSeq and is a predicted model, not a curated record. NCBI's taxonomy places the organism in Eukaryota, Fungi, Ascomycota, Sordariomycetes, Amphisphaeriales, Pseudomassariaceae.